AUGGCUAAUCAGUUUUUCCGAUUUUUGCUCCUUGUAUUUUCUACAGUAUUCUCUCAUACUACCGUAGCAUUUAUUUGGAAUGAUGAUCGAAUUGUUAAUUUACCUGGAUUAACAUUUAAACCUAAUUUUGAGCAAUAUUCCGGAUUCUUACCAACAAAAACCGGAAAUUUUUUGCAUUAUUGGCUUAUCGAAUCACAAAAUAAUCCAUCAACUGAUCCAUUAAUUUUAUGGUUUAAUGGUGGAUUAGGUUGUAACUCACUUGAUGGUCCAUUGGCGCAAAUUGGACCAUUCCGCGUUAAUCAGGAUGGUGAAAGUUUAUUCGAAAAUAUUUAUAGUUGGAAUAAGGUUGCUAAUUUAAUAUUUCUCGAAUCACCGUAUGGUAUCGGUUUUUCAUACAGAAAUACUUCAAUACCAUCAGAUGUGAUAUGGGAUGAUGACAUGAUAGCUGAAGAUAAUGCUGAUGCAUUGGAGCAAUUUUUUCAACGAUUUAAACAAUAUCAGAAUCGUGAUUUCUACAUUACUGGUCAAGCAUAUACAGCAAUUCAUGGACCAAUGUUAGCAAAUGUACUAAUCAAAAGGAUUCAGAAUGGAAAUCUUUAUAAUAUCAAAUUAGCUGGCUUAGCUAUUGGAAAUGGUGCUUACAAUGAAAUGGACAGAAUAAAUUCAAUGAUUGCCUUGCAGUACUACAAUGGAAUGCUUGAUAAAAAAGAAUUUGAAAGUUUUACUAAUUGUUGUUUAACGGCUAUUCCCGGACCAUUGGCAUAUUGUAACUUUUCGCAGUUUAUAAAUUGGACAACAAAUAAACCCAUUGAUAAUAGUGAAUGUGCAUCUAAAAUAACGAAAUAUGCAUUUAAUAAACGAUUAGAAAAUUCGUUUAAUAAAUAUCAAGAUUGCUAUAUGGAUCCGAUAUCAACGGAUGAUAUAAAAAUAAUGAAAUCAACGAAUUAUCAACAACAACCAAUGUUCAAUGUAAAUUCACCUGAAACAUUUAUCGAUCAAGGUUCACUCAUAAAUAUUGAAUCAACUGAUGCACAAUAUGGUUUUCCAUGUUGGAUUAAAAAUGCAAUAAAAAAUUAUUUAAAUUUAUCAAUUGUACGAGAAGCAUUAAAUAUUCCCAAUAAUUUACCAUCUUGGUCAAUGUGCAGUAAAAUGUUCCAAUCGAAUUAUAAAAGAAAAUAUCUUGAUAUGAUGCCUAUUUUUCAAUCAAUUAUUCAUCAUUUCCCAUUAAUUUAUCCAAAUGAUAUACGAAUAUUAAUUUAUAAUGGUGAUGCUGAUAUUCAAUAUAAUUUUUUGAGUAAUGAAUGGUUUGUGAUGAGAAUUACUAAUAAUUAUCCAAAAUCAAAUCGUCAAUUGUGGACUUAUCAAGAAAAUUCAGAAUUUCUUGAGCAAUUAGCUGGUUAUUAUCAGCAAUUUUUUAUGAGUGAUUAUGUGACAAUUGAUUAUGUCACUGUAAAAGGUGCGGGUCAUUUUGUACCGUUGGAUCGCGGUGGACCAUCAUUGCAAAUGUUUGCAAAUUUUAUUGAAAAAGCAAAUUAUAGUAGUAUUUUGAGUUAUGAUACAAAACCAAAAUCAAUUCUUCCACAAUAUCAACCAGUACCACAAAUAACUCCAACACGCAAGCAACGUGAUCGUAUAUGGAAUUUACCGGGAUUAACCUUUGAACCAAAUUUUAAGCAGUAUUCUGGCUAUCUGAAUGCUGAUUCUGGCCAUUUGCAUUACUGGUUUGUUGAAUCACAACGCAAUUCAUCCAACGAUCCGUUAAUAUUAUGGUUAAGUGGUGAGCCAAGCUGUAGCUCACUUAAUAGUUUCUUUUCCGGAAAUGGGCCAUUCCGGUCAAAUUCAGAUAAUAUGACAUUGUCGGAAAAUAAUUACUCAUGGAACAAAAUAGCAAAUGUGCUUUACCUUGAAUCAUCACGUUUCAUUGGCUUUUCACAGGAAAUUCUUUCGAUAAAUGAAUUUGAUUUUAAUAAUAAUAAGACUGUUAGAGAAGUCUUUCAUGCUUUGAUGGAUUUUUUGACUGUAUUUCCGGAAUAUAUCAACCGUCCAUUCUUCAUUACUGGUCACUCAUAUGCUUCUUUAUACAUUUUAAAAUUAUCAGCUCAAAUUAUUAAUCGAAUUCAGAUUGAAAAAACUAAUGAUUUGAAUCUCGUUGGUAUUGCAAUUGAAAAUGGUAUGUUAAGUAAGAUCGAACAGUAUAACUCAUUGAUUACGAUACUUUCAUACAAAGGAGUAAUCGAUUAUGAGUUAGUUUGCUAA
Messenger RNA from Brugia pahangi, 2256 nucleotides. The record is from the annotation of a GenBank genome assembly. Lineage: Eukaryota; Metazoa; Nematoda; Chromadorea; Rhabditida; Onchocercidae.